This is a messenger RNA of Lepisosteus oculatus (spotted gar), 7900 nucleotides long. The record is from RefSeq and is a predicted model, not a curated record. Lineage: Eukaryota; Metazoa; Chordata; Actinopteri; Semionotiformes; Lepisosteidae.
AUCUGGAGAGGAUGGAGCCGAUCGAAUUAAGAGUUCUCUCCUUGGGUCGAAGUCUUUCUGCAAGUUACCUCAAACCGCUUUAUAUGCGUGUGGGCUAACUGCAUUUUAAUCGUUUUUCUUUAAAAAACAACAACAACAACAACCCCAAGUUCCAUUCACAACUGUAUGGAUGUGGUAUUGUUAGAAGUAAAAAAAAAAAAGGUGAUGGGCGCAGAACAGAUAUGUGACGACAACUUUAUCAUCUCCUCCCGAUAUAAGCAGGCUUAUAAAAAAAAAACUGAAACGCGUUAACUGUGAGUUUCGAUUCGGAGGCAGGCGGCAAAUAUGAUGUGUGCUGGGAUCGGAAGUCGUCGUAGUUAUUUAAUUUAAAAAAUCAUUGAAAUGACGAAGGUCUGGUUUUCUGUAUUGAAGAGUAACCAAGAAAUAAGUCGGAAUUUCAAAGCAUAGCCGAGAACCCGUGUUGCGGGGUUCCUUAGAGAUGCGCACGAACUUUUUCAUGCAGAUUUCCAGAAACGUAGCUGGAAUUUGCCGGAAAGCCCAGCUCCCUUUUUCCAGCAAUUUUUGGGUGUGUGCUCGUGAUUGCAUGGGACGAUGCAAGCUCUACAGCGGCAUCUUGUGGGGAUCGAAGAUAACAGCUGGGAAAUUCAUGUUUGUACACUCUGUAGGGAGCCUACUGGACUCCACAUGGGCCCUCAAACAGCUAAUCAGUCUCAGUUGAGUGUUUUGUUUUUACAUUUGCACGGGAGCAUCUCACCUAAGGAGAGCAGUCAAGCCCAAAUCUCACAGACGUUUCAAAAUACUGUACCGUAUUCCCCCUCGCCCAAAAGAUUUUGUCUCUGUGUAUUUUACCAACAGCAAAAUCAAAAGACAAAACAACGUAAACAUUCCACACAGACUCACAAAAAUACCACUGCGGGUUUGCGCCCGAUCACUUUUAAUACUGUUACAUAAAACUUGCUGGUAGAUAAAAUGCUUAGUCUGUAACAGAAGAGAGCAAAUACUCCAAUACAAAAUACUUCCAAUAUAUUUGACAGGGGCCGUGAAAUGCUGCAGCCAUUAAAGUAAUUAUAUCUGGUUUUAGUUGGAAACUUCAUUUAUUGGUUAUUGAGCAAAUAUCUGGGAAACUUCAAUCAUGUUUCUUACAUAAAAAUUGACUUGUUGUGUAAUUAUAUGCUUUUAAUAAUACGUACACCGAAACUUAAUUGUCAAUGAUACUUAACAGUGGCAAACACUUUCACUUACUGGCACUGUGAGUAAUGAUAAACUAAAGAAAGAAAACCACCCCCCAACCUGAACAAGUAAACAGCGCAUACCGCUGGUCUGUCACGAAUUGUCUCUUAUUGAGGAUUCAAGAUGGCUCCCGAGCAACGGGGACGCACAGGUUCCUUGGAAACGGCGUAAAUAAUUACAACUACCAGAAAUGCAACACAAAAGAGCUGUUUUCAAUGUAUUUAAGAAAACGGAGUAAAUACUAACUGCAAUUUCAAAAAGGCUCCGUCAUGUUGUAACUGCCCUCCCGUCAAAGUGUUCCAAGUGGGGAGGACAAAAGUAUGACACAAAAUGACAAGCAAAAAGCAAAUGGAGAUGAAGAAGUCAUCAAAGAGCUGUGUGCCGCCAAUGGGCUGUCCUAUGAAAAGGUGUCCGCGGAAGGGGGCAAUGUCCUGGCUCUGGAGAUGUUCUUCUCGGGGUACCCCCGCAUGGUGGGGCUUCACCUCUUCCCCCGCCUGUCCCAGCUGACUGUCGUGGGGCAGGGCGUGGGGAGGAUUGAGGGCCUGGACUCUUGCCCCCUGCUCCAGGAGCUGUGGAUCGUUGAAUGUCAGCUGACUGAGAUUGGUGGCCUCCAAGCCUGUCUGCAGUUAAAGAAGCUCUUCCUAUACGACAAUAAAAUCACUAAGAUUGGGAACUUGGAGAUGCUGGAGAACCUAGAGGUUCUUUGGCUGAACAACAACCUUAUCACUGUUAUUGAGGGACUAAAUACACUCAAAAAUUUGAGAGAGCUGAAUGUUGCUGGCAAUGCAAUUGAGAAAAUUGGAUGUUGCCUUGAUCCUAACGUUGCUCUUGAAACAUUGAACCUAUCUGGAAACAGAAUCAGCUCAUUUAAGGAGGUCGCUCACCUGGCACGGCUUCCUCGUCUAAAGGAUCUGGGACUGAAGGACCCUCAGUACACCCCCAACCCUGUGUGCUUGCUGUGCAACUAUGCCACACAUGUCCUAUAUCACAUGCCAUGGCUACAGAGACUGGACACGUAUGAUGUCACGCAUAAACAGAUUAAAGAUGCAGCAGAGUUAACAGUAAUGAAGAAGAUGAUGUAUUACAACAUGCGUGUGAAGACAGUUCAGAGACACCUAGUGAAUAUGCAGGCUAAACUGAGGGAGCAAAAGAUGAACCUAUUGCACCUGCCGAAAGAGAGAAUAAGGAAUUUAAGUUUUGCUCUAAAAAAUCUGGAGAGAGAGCUGUCAGAUGUCCAGGCUGAUUUCAGAAAGCCUUGUGGCAUGGGACCUGCACAGCCCUCAGACAGCCCACAGGCGCUUUCAGAAGGGUCAGCCGACCAUAGCUGCAAGCCGGGGGACGGCACCAGAGGCCUCUGCCUUGGACAGCAGCCGCUGCUCAAAAUGGACGCAGUGAAAGAAAGGAUCUCCGUGUGGACAAGAAAGCUACAGGAGAUCGAGACACGCUACCAGCAGGAUGUCAAAAGGGCUGCCGAGAGUACUGGACUGAUGGUGCACUUUCUGCUGAUCGAGCUUGAAACAGUAGGAAACAUUCGGUUUGAAGAAGGCUCCUCAGCUGAUACCUGGUUCAACCCCUGCUGUGACCUCAUCCUGUCCCGAUUCUGUGCCUGGGAUUUCAAGGCUUUUGGCAUCACGGGAAUAAAGAUAAACCAAAUUAUCAGGAUUCACAAUCGUGUGUUGAGGCUCAUGUUUGAAGACAAACUUCACUGUCUCCUGGCAAAUGAGGAGUCCACCAUUUUCUCUCAAAACUAUAAGCGGGGUCUGGAAUAUCUGUUUUAUGUGUCUGAUCCAGAGCAUUGUGAUGAAAAAAAUGAACUGCUCAGUAUUCCAGAGAAUGGUUUCAAAACAGCUGACUCAUAUAAGGCUUUGGGCAGAGAGAGAGCUGUCCCCCUCUCCAACAGUCUGAGUGUCUGUGACAAGCUGAGGAUGAGAUACCUGCAGAGCCAGGCCAAAGCCUGCAGAAUGAGUGGCACAGACCCUGUUCCUUUCAGAUAUGGCCAGAUUGUGGUUGCCAAAGCAUUUCUGGGACGCAGUGUGUCAGCCCGACAUGGCGAGGCUGUGGAUCCGGACAACUAUCCCAAGGCUCACUCUGUCUUCCGCAGCGUGACGAUGGACAGGGAGCAGCAGUCUGGGACAGAGACCCAAAAGCCCUGUUCUUCCACCCAGCAUGGCACCUGUGACUGCAGCCUCCGGCAGAGUGAAUGGUUUGUGUUCGACCACGAGCUCGUCCUGCCAGAGUACCUCAUUGACUUCGAAUAUGUCACGCAAGACUGUCCCCAGCCUCUGUUCCCGGAGCUCAGGACUCCCUACAGUCCUGAAGACAGGCCCGGCUUGGAAUCUGCUGUGUCUGCACACCACAUCCACCUAGAUGAGGAGGCACUGAGCAUGGAGCCAGUCCUCAAGCCCAAGCCCAAGAUGAUCAGCCUGGAUGAGAAGACCAUGCUGACUGUGGCAAGAGCCAAUGUCCUCAGCCAGAUCACAGUCCUCAAUCUUCAUGGGAACAGUCUGAAUAAAUUAAAGGAUGUCUCACGCCUGACAGCCCUGAGGAAACUUACCAUCAGCUUUAAUGAGUUCACACAUCUGGAUGACAUCUCACAUCUGCCUAACCUGGAGUAUGUGGAUGCCAGUCAUAACCGAAUAGUGGCCCUCGAGGGCCUGAGGGGAGUGAGCAAACUGAAGCAUUUGGACCUGAGCUGGAACCAGCUGACCAGAGCUCGGGAGGAAGCUGCAGUCCUGCGCAAACAUGCCCCCAUGUUGCUCCGCCUAGAUAUCCAACACAACCCCUGGCACAGACCUGAAUCGGUACGCAUGACCAUACUUGGGCGACUGAAGACACUCACUCAAUUGGACGGGAGGCUCGUAACUGAGGAAGAGGCUGUUGUCUCUGUGCAAAUGGCUGCUGGGUGCAGGAUCAAUCAAGCGGCGCUGCUGGCUCACUCCCGCACAGACUCGGCUCGGCCCCGCCGCCUCAGCCUGCUGUCAGCAGCCCAGCUCUCCACCCAGCUCAGCCCAAGCCCCUGGGACCCCUCUGGCGAGCUCGAGCCAGGCUGGACCUCGCGGAUCACCGCACUAAAUCUCGACGGCCAGAAGCUCACACGACUCGCCAACCUGGACAAACUGGUGAACCUGCGGUGGGCGUCUUUCAGUGACAAUGACAUCAGCAAGAUAGAGGGCCUUGAUAGCUGCCUGCAUCUGGAGGAGCUGUGUCUGGAUGGAAACUGCAUCUCCAGCCUGGACGGAAUUUCAAAGCUGACAAGACUGACCAGGCUUAGUCUGAAUGGGAACCAGCUGCUAACUCUUGAUGAGGCAGUUCUGGAGAAGCUGCCUCACCUUCACUUCCUUUCUGUGGAAAGUAACAAAAUCGGCUCCCUGCAAGGCCUGCACCAGGCCAGGGCGCUGAUCGAGCUCUACGCUGGAAAUAACAACAUUGGCACAGGCUGGGACAUAUACCAUCUGAAGGGCUUGACGAACCUCUUUAUUCUGGAUUUAUAUGGGAACCCUCUAAUUAGCAAGCAGGAAAACUACAGGAUUUUUGUGAUAUUCCACCUGCCGUCUCUCAAGGCUCUUGAUGGUAUUGCUGUGGAGGUGUCUGAAAGUGAGCAUGCCAAGGAUGUCUUUGGAGGAAGGCUGACGGCCGAUAUGGUGGCUGAGAAACUAGGCCACUCGAAUUACACUGAAAUCUCCGAGCUGUGCUUGCCAUCUUUGGCAAUCAGGACUGUGGACCUGGCUCCAGCAGAUCUUUUCCAGAAUCUGUGGAGCGUUAACCUGGAGCACAACAACCUGACCUCAUUCAGUGGCCUGGUCUUCCUCCCUAACUUGAAAGUCUUGUGUCUGAAUCACAACCGCAUUGAGUCCAUCCUGCCAAAACAGAAGCUGCAAACCCAUCUUAACAACAGGCAGAUGCUAUACCAGAAGGUGACCUCCAGUGGCUAUGGACAGCAAGGAACUUCCAAAGUUUGCAGGGAUCAGGCAACCAGCAACAGUCUGAACCCACUAAUGGGGAGUUUAGAGGUACUGCAUUUAAGCCACAAUGGGAUUUCCAGUCUGGCUCAUCUCCAGCUCAGCAGGCUCACCAAUUUAAAAGCACUCUUUCUUCAAGGUAACGAGAUCUGCCAGAUCGAGGGGCUGGAGGGGCUGUGCUGUCUCCGGGAGCUGGUGCUGGACCGCAACCGCAUCAGGAGUGUGGGCGAGGCCUCCUUCGCCAGCCAGGCGGCGCUGGUUGAGCUGCACCUGGAAGAAAACAGGAUCCGGGAGCUCGGCCAGUUCCAGGGCCUGACAGAGCUGCGCAGGCUGUUCCUGGGCAUGAACAAGAUCCAGGACGUCUCUGAGCUUGAGAAGCUAGAAGUCCUUCCUUCACUUACUGAGCUUUCUGUUGUGGGCAAUCCAGUAGCUCGGAAGUCUCUCCACCGCCCGGCCGUGGUGCUGCGGCUGACUGGCCUGCAGGUCCUGGACGGCGCAGCAGUGACGCUGGAGGAGAGGGCUCGGGCCGAGCUGCUCUGUGCCGAAACACAGUGCUCCCCAUCAACAAGCGCUGCAUUGGACUUGUGUGUCCCAGGACUGCUGCCCCUUGUGGCACGAGCUGCACCCCUGCGUGGGACCAACCUGCCUCUGCCAGGGACUCUGCAUCACUUCCUGGGCCGCCAUGAUCACAUGUUGCCCUGCGGUUUAGAGGAUGCCCUGCCUCACGACACACACAGACUGCUUCCUUCUACAGACAAAAAACAACAGAAACACAACAGUGGGCUUCUGGCUGUGCACUCCCGAAGCAUUCAUUCCGAGCUGGCCUACAGACAGACACGAGGACUGGGAGGGAACCUGCAUCCCUCAUCCCUGCUGCCGCACCAUCCUGCUCGGCUGCUGUACCCAUACCCCCGGUCGCAGGAGCAAGAUGGAAGGUUCCAGAGUCACAGCGCACCCAGGCCUCCACAGAUGUAGAUAAGAUCACGUCUUUUUUUCCCCAAGACCCUUACUUCCUUUGGAGUAACUGCAGUUUGAGUCACAAUGAAGGUGCAAAAAGACGUGUUCAAGAAUUUGGAACUUUGUUUAUUUUAUUACACUGUAUCGAUCAUCAGCUUUGUUUUGGAAGAAAAGAUAAUUAUCCAGUAGAAAUGCAAAGGUAUAAUGAAUCUGAAUGGAUUUUUUACAAAGCUAUUGCAACUUUUAGAGCGCUGCUUUCAUUGUGUUGUCUUUUUUUCAACACAAAGAAAAAUAAAAACCAGCCAUACUGGCCAAUAAGGAAACUAUAAUUUUUAACAGCCUUGUGCUUCCCUUUCCAGGAUUAAUUCUGAGGCUCUCCCUGUCUCUCUUUGUUUAACACACAACCUGGAGUAUACAAGAACAGUUACCUGUGAGACAGAGAGGAAAAAUUGUGUAUUUUCUGCAUUUUAUGGGUACCGUCUUGCCUAUUGUGAUCAAUUUAUUAGUAAAAUUGGAAUGAUAGUUUUUUUUCUCUUUCUCAUUCAAUAUCCAACAGCACUAAUGUGGUUAAAAACAUACACAGAUGCUCAGCCUGUGGGUAGGUUGUGUAGUUCAGUGGGUCAAAUGGAUAUCUAAUGUAGAUAAUCUUGCCUUAACACACCUCUUUUAGGAUGAUAAUCCGUUAUUGCUCUCAUAGAUUGGUAAUCUUGAAUUAAUUCCAAACGUAAAGUAGUUUUCAUUGCUGCUGUGAAAGAAGAUGCACAGAAAAUGUAAACCAAUUCUCUGCCUGGCAUCUGAGUAAUGAACAGUAAAUGAAUGAAUGGUAGGAACUGGGAAUGUGUACAGAAAAAUGAGUUAAUGGAGCAUGGGGGCAGGUACAGUGAUUUACAUGUACAUGUGUCUCCAUGCAGAACAGACCCCCACACUGCCCAGGCCAGCUGGGUCACAGCAGCCUUUCCUGUGUUUGGCUCAUGCCUUUCUGUUAGCAGAUGGGGGGUGGGGGUGGGAAAGAGGUAUUGACUUGCAUUCCAGAAAGUCCUCCUGGCCAUUCAUGACCGACUGCGAUAUACUCGGGUAACUUUGCUGAAUAUGCACCAAAUCACUGAUCACUUAAUGAGUGAAAGGACUGAAUGAGUAUAGGUGAGAAGGUGAUCUCACCUGUUGAAGGUAAACCUGGUGAAAAUCAAGAGAAAACAAUGCAGGAAGGAACAAUAUGUUAUCAAGACAUCAGCAGUAUGACGGCUGUGUGCCAUCUAAACCUUGGAAGUAUUAAACGGAGAAAAUACCACAAGCCUGAUGGGCCGAACUGCAACCUCUGCGCAUGCACAUGCUUCUGAUAUGUAUGUGGUUACAUCAUACAUCCACAAGGUGUCCCUGGUGCACUGCCUCGCCGCUACACACAGAUAAUGACUAUUCCUAUUGUACAUUCCCUGUCAGGGUUCCCUUGAAGACCUCUUCAUUUUCUUUCUAAGCAUACAAAGCCGCAGAGAUAAUACGCUUUGUUACUUUGUUAAUGUAUACUUGUGAUGUCAAAAGGUGUUACAAGCAACUGUAGAAAAUGGUUUUUAAGUAAGGAAAUAUUUUUGAUAUUGUACUUGGAUAAAUAAUAUAGCACCGUUAAGAAUGCUGCACAAAGAAAUACUGUUCAUCAUAGCUUAAAUUAAUGGAGGUUACAAUGAUGUAAGAAAACCAGUCUUUAGUUACUUCUGUUUAAGAUGCACUUGAAGAAACGAUCAAUAAAAAGGAAUGCAAUG